Molecule: messenger RNA, 7101 nt
Organism: Melanotaenia boesemani (Boeseman's rainbowfish)
Lineage: Eukaryota; Metazoa; Chordata; Actinopteri; Atheriniformes; Melanotaeniidae
Product: latent-transforming growth factor beta-binding protein 2-like
Exons: 41
Coding region: 4-6207 (2067 amino acids)
Biological process (GO): supramolecular fiber organization
Molecular function (GO): microfibril binding; calcium ion binding
Source: RefSeq, a predicted model, not a curated record
AAAAUGGAGCGUGCAGGAUUUGCUGUGCUGAUUGUCUUAAUAGUUGCGCCAGCUGCGGUCAGUGGUAGUCACAUGGAGACAACAGGUGGGAGGAAAGAAGGUGCUGAGACAGGCCAGGUGAUCUGGGACCAGCAGCAAUCCCGCGGGAUCAAUCGAGGACACUUGUCAAGAGCACCACGGGACGAGUUAUCCUCGAAAACAUCCGGCGAAGCUUCUCUUGGGACCAGCCAAUCUAAAACUCUGGUCCGCGUGCCGAGGGGAGCAUCAUCUCAAGAGGAUCGCAGGCACAUAUCCAAAACAGGUUCGGCUCACGCUGCUGACGCCCCUCGAGAAGAGCUCGUCUCUGCGCUGCGCAACCCCGGACACCCGGUGAGCCAGCAGCAAAGGACCAGAGUGAACCGCAGGCAGAGCAGCAAGCCCACCUCUGCCAGCACCAGACGACUUGUUGGGCCUAAUGUCUGUGGAGGUCAGCAGUGCUGCUCUGGUUGGGCGUUGGCACCAGGAACCAAUCGCUGCAUCAAACCUGACUGCCAGCCCCCCUGCCAGAACCGUGGCUCUUGCAGCCGACCACAUACCUGCGUGUGUCGUUCAGGCUUUCAGGGGCCCCGCUGUGAGGAGGUGGCCCCAGAGCAUGUGUACAUCCGUGAGCGAGGCGCUCUGAAGCGCAUUCAGCCCGGCACCAACCCUUUCCAGAGAGACCAACCGCAGAGACGGCCAUCAGAGAGACACGCCACUGACACCACUAAGGUCCAGAUCCCGCGACCUGAGACCACCAAACAGCCUGCCCACACUGCAUCCCAUGUGAGACGAGGACCUCCUGACUCCUCCCCACAGCAGAUUGGGACCUCCCGUACUGUGAAACGUUAUCCAUCAUCCUCUGGGCCUAUAACCUCUAAUGCUCUGCCUAAUAGCAAUGGCUAUGCUAAUGGGCAUGGCCAUGAGCACAGGAACUGGUAUGAGCACAGGGAUGGGCAUCGCAAUGCGCCAUCCCAUAACAGCCACAGGCCUGCCAGCGACAGCCAGUUGCAUGGACAGUUCAACAGUGUUUUACCACCAGCAGGAGCCAACCUCACUUCCAGCCUGGACCGUAUUAAGAUUGUAUUCACACCUAUGAAAUGCAGAAGGGUGUGCAAUGGCGGGCGCUGCUUCAACAGCUGUGAGAAAGGAGACAUCACCACGGUGUACAGCGAGACUUUACAGCAGCAGCAGCAGCAGCAGCCACAGAACCAGGGCUUCAGACUUUUUUUCUGUCAAAUUCCUUGUCAGAAUGGAGGCCGAUGCAUUGGCAGGGACUUGUGUUGGUGUCCAUCAAACUCAACAGGAAAGUUCUGCCACCUGCCAGUGCCACCCCCUGCAAAACCAACUCCUCACAGUCGCAAGGAUGCGAACCACCAGGGAUCAAAAUCUCCAUCACACUCUAUGUACACUCUGCCACUGUCCAAUCAGCAAGUGUCUCUCCACCCAUCUUUGGUGAAUGUCCACAUUCAGCACCCACCAGAGGCCGAGGUUCAAAUCCACCAAGUAGCUCGAGUCCAACCUGGGCAGAGACAAGCAACCACAGAGGGGGUUCAUUCUGUGCAGCAGCGUUCCCAACCAGGGAACGGACACGAACACACCAAUGAACAUGGCAGCAGACACCCUCACACCAAUGGGCACAGAAAUGGCCAUGCUACAACAAAUAUCCACCAGAAUGGGCAUGUUGGAAGAUGCUUUCAAGAGACAGUUGAUGGACAGUGUGACAAGCCUUUGCCAGGCCUAACCAAACAGGAUGAUUGCUGUGGAAGUGUUGGUGCUUCAUGGGGUCUUAAUAAGUGCCAAAAGUGUCCAACCAAACCAGCAUAUGCUGUGAUUGCAAAUGGACAAGUGGAAUGUCCCAAAGGUUUUAAAAGGAUGAAUGCCACACACUGUCAAGACAUCAAUGAGUGCCUAUUGCCAGGAAUAUGCAAAAAUGCUCAAUGCCUCAACACAAAAGGAAGCUACAGGUGCACAUGCAAACCAGGGUACAUGUUAGAUGCUGCCCGGAGCCACUGUGUCUCGGACAAGGCAGUGUCAGACCAGAGGGCAUCAUGCUACAGAUCGGUUUCAGCAGGCAUGUGCUCUCUACCGCUUGCUAAUCACAUCACCAAGCAGAUAUGCUGCUGCAGCCGUGUGGGCAAGGCCUGGGGACCUCUGUGUGACCGCUGUCCAUUUCCAGGCACAGACCACUUCAAGGAGAUCUGCCCAGCUGGUCAUGGAUAUACUUACUCACGCUCAGAUGUGCAGAUUUCUCUGAGACAGCUGGAAGAUGAUGAGCUGCAGAGCACCGGUGUAUCACUUGAGGAACAGUAUCCUCAGUUUCCAUCCUCUGAGCCUUCAUUGCUGCUGCCCAGCUACCCACAAACACCUCAUGUGCCUCAAUACUCUGAGUACCCUGAGACACCACAAGCACCUCAGUACCCUUUGACUCCACAACAUCCUUUUCAUCCAGAUAGAGAAACAACUAGACAACUAGAAGAUGUGGAAAUUCUGAGCCCACCAGCUGUUGUGACUGACUCACCAAUGAAGUACUCAGAGACCUCGCCAGACUCCUCAAGCAUCAACUUGAAGCCAGAUUCAAGGGAAACAACCUCUCUAGAUUCAGCCACAGGGUUUAACAAAUGUGCCACUACGCCCACUAUAUGUGGCCCUGGGAAAUGUAUUCCUGUGCAGACUGGCUACACUUGCAACUGUGAUCCAGGAUUUAUGCUUAGUGCACUGCAGACCAGUUGCAUUGAUGUGAACGAGUGCAAUGAGGACCCAUGUGAAGGCAAGGGCCACUGUAUGAACAGCUACGGCUCCUACACUUGUAACUGCUACAGUGGCUAUAGCCAGGUGAUCACUCAGAACAGAAAGUUCUGUCAAGACAUCAAUGAGUGCAGCAUGCCCAACAAGUGCCAGAAUGGCAAAUGUGUCAACACAGAAGGAUCUUACACCUGUGAAUGCAACAGUGGCUAUGCCAAGUCUCGGAGAGGCCUGUGCGAAGAUCUAGAUGAAUGCAGAGACCCCAACUCCUGUCCCAACGGUGUCUGCAUCAACACUCAUGGCUCCUUCCAGUGCCAGGCCUGCACUCCAGGAUUUAAGCCUGUCAAUGAAAGAUGUGUGGAUGUAAACGAAUGCUUGAAUCAAACCGUGUGUGGUCGUGGUAGGUGUGUCAACACAGAGGGUUCCUAUAGGUGCAACUGUUUUCACGGCUACAAACUCUCUCCAGACAACGUUUGCCAAGAUGUGGAUGAAUGCGUGCUUCCGGGAGUCUGCCUCCAUGGCCGUUGUGUCAAUCUGGACGGCACCCACAAAUGCACCUGUAGCCAUGGUUACCAAGUCACCUCAGACAGCAAAUCCUGCGAAGAUGUCAACGAGUGCGCAACUGGUAAUGCCUGCCCUGCGGGAAUUUGCAUCAACACUGCAGGAUCCUUCUCUUGCCAGAACUGCAGACCUGGGUUUGAACCAUCUGCUGAUGGACUGAGAUGUGAAGACAUUGAUGAGUGCGCUCAGAGUGACUUGUGCGUAGGAGGGGUGUGUGCCAACACAAAAGGAUCCUUCACUUGCACCAGAUGUAAGGCUGGCUACAGAGUGUCUCAAGACCGGCAGAGAUGUGAAGAUAUUGAUGAGUGCCAGUCCCUGUCUACUUGUGCCAAUGGGAUCUGUUUAAACUCAGAAGGUUCUUAUACCUGUGAGAACUGCCCUGCAGGGUACAGAGUAUCAUAUGAUGGGGAACUCUGUAAAGAUAUUGAUGAGUGUGCGCUUCCCACUACAUGCCCCCAGGGAACAUGUACGAACCUAGAGGGUUCGUUCACUUGUGUCAUCUGUCAGCCUGGUUUCACAGUCUCUGAAGAUGGUCAACAGUGUGAUGAUGUGGACGAAUGCUUGGUGAGUAAUUCGUGUGCAGGCCAGCUGUGCUUGAACACCCCAGGAUCUUAUACCUGCAGGAGCUGUGAAGCUGGUUUUCAACUGUCUGAGGAUGGUCACACCUGUGACGAUAUUGAUGAGUGCCAGGCUCCAGGUGUUUGCCCCACAGGUGUUUGCACCAACACAGAAGGCUCCUUUUCCUGCAUGGCCUGUGACCCCGGCUUCACUGUGGCACCCGAUGGCCUAUCUUGCGAAGAUUUGAACGAAUGUGACGACACCGGUCUGUGCCUGGGAGGCCAGUGCACCAACAGUAUUGGAUCCUAUAGCUGUAUUUGCCCAUCUGGUCUUGAGCUGGUGGAUGAAACAUCUUGCAGAGACAUCAAUGAGUGUCUAACCAUCGUGGGAAUCUGCGGAGAAGGAGACUGUAUGAACACUGAGGGCUCCUACACGUGCAUCUGUCCUGAUGGCUAUACCACCACUGAUGGAAGGCCUGGCUGCCAAGAUAUGGAUGAAUGCAGCGAAGAUGUGUGCAUACGCGGAGAGUGUGUCAACACCGAUGGCUCUUUCUUAUGCUUGUGUGAGGCCGGAUUCAAGUUCAACACUGAUACAGCUGACUGUGAAGAUCAAGAUGAGUGCAAGGAGUUUGGAAGCUCGGUGUGUGGUACAUGGCGCUGCGAGAACACCAUUGGCUCCUACCGGUGCUUUAUGCAAUGUCAGCCUGGCAGUCUCGAAGGAGAUUGCGAUAUUGAUGAGUGUGACAAUGAAACCAUCUGUGGGAACCACGGCUUCUGCGAGAACACAGAUGGCUCCUUCCGCUGCCAGUGUGACCGUGGCUACAGCAACCCACCCGGAGAUACAAGCAGAUGUGUUGACAUCAACGAGUGUGAGAUGACCUUGGCGCUGUGUGGGGAGGCCCUGUGUGAGAACGUCGAUGGCAGCUUCCUGUGCAUCUGCCCCAACGACAAUGAGGAAUUUGAUCCCAGGACCAACCAGUGCCGCUCCAUGGCUGGGCCUGAGACCAAACCCAUCCACGUACCCACAAGCUCAGCUGAGGAGAGAAAGGAGUGUUAUAACUUAAACGAUGCAAACGUCUGCGACAAUGUUUUGUCUCGCAAUUCCACCAAGCAGGAGUGCUGCUGCACGGUUGGAACAGGCUGGGGGGACAACUGUGAGAUCCACGCCUGUCCUAUCCAAGGAAGAGAUGAUUACAACGAGUUGUGUCCUCAUGGCAGUGGACUUUUACCUUUGCCUGUUUCCUCAAGGCAAAGCCAUGGAGAUCAACAGCCUUAUAAAGAUGCAAAUGAAUGUGAGAUGUUUGGACCUGAGAUUUGUAAGAAUGGAAAGUGUUCAAAUUUCUUUUCUUGGUACACUUGCUUCUGUCGCUCUGGCUUCUACUAUGACAACGUCCGUCUUGAGUGCGUGGAUUAUGAUGAGUGUAAAUUCGAAGAUGCCUGCAAAGAUGGAGCCUGUGUAAACACGGUCGGGUCUUUCAACUGUUUCUGCAGCCCUCCGUUGGUCCUGGACAGCUCACGGCGGCACUGCAUUAGUCUCAACACCACAGAAGAAAUGGACAAGCUCGAGCCAGAAGUGCAUGUAGAUAUUUGCUGGCAGCAACUUGAGGGGGACAAAAUGUGUGCAGAUCCCUAUCCGAACCAAAGGACCACAUUUACUGAAUGUUGCUGUCUGUUUGGGAUUGCCUGGAGUGGGCAAUGUGCCCUUUGCCCCAAGAAACACACCACUGACUAUGCAUCAAUGUGCAACGUGCCCUGGAGAGGAGGCUCAGAUAGUCUUCGAGAGCGGAUUGGAUAUGAAUACGGUCCUGAGCAGCCAGAAGAUCCAGGAGAGUCUUUUCUGCCUCCAUACUGGGAUAACUAUGGUGGCCCUGGAGGAACAUAUGACAUUCCUGAGAGUGUUCCACUGUUUAAUGACAAUGACUACAGUGUUCAGCAGCCACCAGUUCGUGUCCCAAUUGCACGACCUGGGGGGCGCCAGCCUCAGCCAGUGGAUCCUCUUACUGACCGCUAUGAAGGAUUUGAGGGUCUCCAAGCAGAAGAAUGUGGGAUACUGAAUGGAUGCGAAAAUGGGCGCUGUGUCCGUGUGCGUGAGGGCUACACCUGUGACUGCUUCGAUGGUUACGAACUUAACCUGGACAAGAUGGCCUGCGUAGACAUAAACGAGUGUGAGGACAUCAGCGACAGUGUACCGUUGUGUCAAAAUGGGCAGUGCACCAACAUAGAGGGCUCCUACAAGUGCACCUGUUUACCGGGCUUUGUAGCCUCUGCCAAGCCGCACAAAUGCAUCCCAGCCAUCCCAGAGUCCGGGCUGAGGAAGGCAGGAAACUGAGACAGAGACUGUUGGAUCACUGAAUUCUCCUGCUCCCUCAAAGAUAAUCCUUCUGCCCUUUUCCCAGAGGGCCUGGCACUAAACCUCAAACAGUAACACUGAAACGUCCAAAUUUUUAUCCCAACAUCCCGCGCACACACAUGCCAACAUAAACAUGAACACACAUUACUACAUAAGCACACACACACAGACAUUGAUUCAUAUCUCUCUCAUACACAUUCAAGAGGAAAAGAAAUUGUGCAGAGAAUGUAUUACAUGGGGUUUAUUAUACACCAGAUAUCCGUUAGCCUUAAAGGGAUUUUGUGGACUGAUUUUUUUUAUAUUCAGUAACCCCAGGCAAUUUGAUAUGCAGAUUUACUUUCCACAAUAUUUUCUCUGUCAGUUUCCUGUUUUAAAAAUGUGUUAUUUAUUUCAUUAGCAUGACGGGCCUCUGCAAACUAGGACAACGGCCUCCAGUAUUCAGAGAGCAGACUUGACUCCUCCUUUGUUACUUGCCACAAAUUGACCACAAAGACAUUGUGGGGAGAUAAUAAAUGUAUUUUGUUAAAGAAGGAAUGUCACACCUUGUGAAAUAUGAGCUGGGUCGACAAAACAUCUGAAUUUUUUUUUCCCACAGCUGCCCUUCUUCCGGGUUCAAGCGUAAGUUAAAGAAUUUUGGACCAAGAAGCAGAAGGUCGACACAGCCAAACUUUCACAAGCUUCAGCCUUUCCAUAGGCAUGAAAAGACUGUAGAUGUAUAUGAUGAUCUAUGUAAUGUUCUGAUAAUGGUGCAAUCAGUAGAAUUUGCAUUUAGCUGCUGUACACCAUUUUUACUAUAAUACCGACCCCAAUUUUUUUCUUUUUUGUUUUUUGGCAAUAUAAACCUUUUUUUUUUUUUUUUUUUUUUUUUUUUUU